Molecule: messenger RNA, 1057 nt
Organism: Bradysia coprophila
Lineage: Eukaryota; Metazoa; Arthropoda; Insecta; Diptera; Sciaridae
Source: RefSeq, a predicted model, not a curated record
CUGUGAACACCGUUUCUUCCUUCUGUGCUUAUUAUUUUCGUGUAAAAUGAAUUUUUCUGCUUUUCGAAAAUUAUUUUUUGUUUCCGUAUUCGUCGCCAUCACUGUUGAAGAUGUCAGCUCGAUUGCUGUCACUCGAGUUAUCAAUCCGUGCGCCAACGGACCAGUCCUGAAUCCACCUAAUGCUCGAAAUCGAUGUGGAAAUAAGAUUGAGCCUAUCGGAAGUAAACCUUGCACAUGGGGUCCAUCAUAUUGGUGUGCAAGUGCAGAAAAUGCUAAAAAGUGUGGUCUGACAAAAGCCGAUUGUACGAAAUAUGGUGGAAUAAAAUCCGACCCUCCUACGACCACUACACCUCCUGCUAUUGUGGGAAACAAUCCGUGCACAUGGGGUCCUUCGUAUUGGUGUGCAAGCUUAGACAAUGCAAAGGAAUGUGGCUUGGCAGAAGCCGAUUGUACGAAAUAUGGUGGAAUAAAAUCCGACCCUCCUACGACCACUACACCUCCUGCUAUUGUGGGAAACAAUCCGUGCACAUGGGGUCCUUCGUAUUGGUGUGCAAGCUUAGACAAUGCAAAGGAAUGUGGCUUGGCAGAAGCUGAUUGUACCCAAUAUGGUGGAAUUAAAGCCGAAUCAACUACGACUACUGCUCCUGCUAUUGUGGGAAACAAUCCGUGCACAUGGGGUCCUUCGUAUUGGUGUGCAAGCUUAGACAAUGCAAAGGAAUGUGGCUUGGCAGAAGCUGAUUGUACCAAAUAUGGUGGAAUUAAAGCCGAAUCAACAACGACUACUGCUCCUGCUAUUGUGGGAAACAAUCCGUGCACAUGGGGUCCUUCGUAUUGGUGUGCAAGCUUAGACAAUGCAAAGGAAUGUGGCUUAACGGAGACUGAUUGUGCGAAGUAUGAAGGAAUUCAAACUACAACAGCUGUGCCGUCGCCCUAAUGCAUUUCCACCGAUGACAAACUUUCAAAUGAAGCCACUUGCAAAUUUUGCAACGUUUUUGAAAUACCUUUCGGCUGACAAAAAGAUAUGUUUCACAAACGAAAGUUGUGUAUUUUUGCGAGG